Messenger RNA from Vanrija pseudolonga, 1899 nucleotides. RefSeq names its product Tryptophan--tRNA ligase, cytoplasmic (gene wrs1). The record is from RefSeq and is a predicted model, not a curated record. Gene Ontology annotation, cellular component: cytoplasm. Gene Ontology annotation, biological process: tryptophanyl-tRNA aminoacylation. The coding region runs from base 21 to 1826 and encodes 601 amino acids. Gene Ontology annotation, molecular function: ATP binding; tryptophan-tRNA ligase activity. NCBI's taxonomy places the organism in Eukaryota, Fungi, Basidiomycota, Tremellomycetes, Trichosporonales, Trichosporonaceae. The transcript is spliced from 4 exons.
CACCACACCACUCUCCCGCCAUGUCGCUCACCCCAGACGCAGAGGGCAAGCUCACCUCGGGCCAGCUCACGCCCAGCACCAUCGCAAAGCAGCUCUCGCAGCUCGACCUGCCUGCGCCGUCCAACCUGCACCUCGCGUCGGCGCGCGCAGGCGGCGCUGCAGGCGGCGGCAAGGCCGACCUGCAGGAGACGCUGUCGGGGCUCAACCUCCCCGAGCCCGAGGCCGUGACCCGCGCGCAGGCGCACCGCCGCUCCGAGUCCCAGUCGCAGGACAUUGCGGAACAGCUCUCGCGCAUGAACCUCCCGCAGCCCGAGCGCAUCUUUGGCCCCAACGACGGCAACGCCGGCGCCACCGAAUCCCACAAGAAGGGCGUGACGGCCGACGACUGGGCCAAGGUCAAGCUCGACGACGAGGUCCCCGAGGCCGUUAGGAGCCCGACCGAGAUGCACUUUAGGCGUGCGAGCGUUGCCAAGAGCCCGACCUCCGCUGUGUCGGCUGCCGCUCCUGCUGCUGCUGCUGCCGCCGCCGCCGCGGCCCCUGCUGCGUCUCGCAAGGCGGUUGAGCAGAAGAUCACGCCCUUCGACGUCCAGGGUGGUGUUGAUGCCGACGGCAAGGAGACGGGAAUCGACUACGACAAGCUUGCCGACCGUUUCGGUGCGCAGAAGAUCAACGCCGACCUCCUGGCCCGCUUUGAGCGCGUCACGGGCCGCAAGCCGCACCCACUCAUGCGUCGUGGCACCUUCUACACCCACCGCGAGUUUGACAAGAUUCUCGACCGCUACGAGGCUGGCGAGCCAUUCUACCUCUACACUGGCCGUGGACCAUCCAGUGACUCGAUGCACAUGGGCCACCUGAUUCCCUUCCUCUUCACCGCUUGGCUCCAGGACGUGUUUGGCUGCCCAUGCGUCAUCCAGGUGACCGACGACGAGAAGUACCUGCUCGACCGUGACGCCAAGAAGCAGCAGGCAUUGGUCAAGAAGAACCCCCAGGACAAGAGGCGGCCGUACGACAUUCUCGAGAAGUACAAGGAGAUGGGCCAGGCCAACAUUGCCGACAUUAUCGCAUGUGGUUUCAAGCUCGACAAGACGUUCAUCUUCUCCGACCUCGACUAUGUUGGCAAGGAGUUCUACCGCAACAUUGUCCUCAUGGCCAAGACCAUCACCGUCACCAACAGCAAGGGUGUCUUUGGCUUUGCCGACUCUGACAACGUGGGCAUGUUGCAUUUCGCCGCUGUCCAGUCGACGCCAUCGUUCUGCAACUCGUUCCCCCAGAUCUUUGGCGAGCGCACCGACAUUCCCUGUCUUAUCCCCUGUGCCAUUGACCAGGACCCGUACUUCCUCGUCUGCCGCGAGUCGGCCGACCGUCUCAAGUACAAGAAGCCUGCGCUCAUUCACGCCAAGUUCCUGCCAGCGCUCCAGGGUGCGGGCACCAAGAUGUCGGCGUCCAACCCCAACUCGAACAUCACCCUCACCGACAAGCCCAACGAGAUCAAGAACAAGAUCCGCAAGCACGCGUUCUCGGGCGGUGGAGCUACCCAGGAGCUGCACAAGGAGCACGGCGGUAACCCCGACGUCGACAUUGCCUACCUCUACCUCUCGUACUUUGAGGAGGACGACGAGAAGAUGGCACGACUGGCGGCCGAGUACCGCGCUGGAACGCUCAGCACGGUGCAGAUGAAGGACGAGUGUAUCGCCAAGCUGCAGCAGGUCGUGUCCGAGUUCCAGGAGCGCCACGCUGCCGUCACGCCCGAGCUCGUCAAGCUGUACCAGGACCCUACUCGCAAGAUUGACCCCACGCCCAGGCCCAAGACCGCUGUUGCGGUUUAGAAUAUAGUAGCGAGGUGGUUGAUCGGUAGUAGUAGUAGACUUUAUGCAUACGACAGGGAGAGGUUUGUGACGA